AGUCUCAAAAUUGCUGGUGCAAAGAACAUGCAUUCAUCAUCUGGAUGAGCCGUUAAAAAGAGUGCUCGAACAUCGCCAGUUAAAUCGCUUGUUUGAGACGAUUUGAUUUGUUUGUCUCUACAUAACAUAAAUCGCAACAAAUGUUUACGUGACUUUGCUGAAUUCUGCCGAUAGUAAAUGCAUUGUAUCCAAAAGAAGUAGGACACAAUUGCUCCAAAAAGUGUGGUUUGGGUCUCCAGCCAUGCUCAACCUGAGCCCCUGAUCAGUGCAGCAAAAGCCCGCCCGGCUCAACCCUGAGCCAGGAUGUCCAGUAGCUCGGGCUACCCCCCUACCCAGGGGAGCUUCAGCAGCGAGCAGAGCCGCUACCCACCACACUCUGUCCAGUACACCUUCAGCACCACACGUCACCAACAGGAGUUCACCGUCCCGGACUACCGAGGUCACCUGCAGGACCAGCAGGGUCGGCGAAGGCCUUCCUUGCUUUCUGAAUUCCACCCUGGAACUGAGAGGCCUCCAGAGAGACGUCAUGGCUAUGAGCAACAGUUCCACAGUGUCACCUCCCAGCAGCAGACCGAUGGACACGAGGCCCUGGAAGCCAAGCGGCCUCGCAUGGAGACCGUCUCUGAGGCCCACUUUUCCCAUAAUGCCCUGUCCGGAGGCAUCGUUCUGCCCCUGCAGUCCCACCAGGUCCAGGACAGCCUCAGAGCCUCUGGAGGGGAGGUCAAGAAGGAGACCCAGUUCAGUGGCAUGAAAGCCGAGUCCCAGUCCCCAGGAGGGCUGCACCGUGUGGGGGAGGAGCAGGACGGCUCGCCCUCCAAACUGUCCAAGGAGGAACUGAUCCAGAGCAUGGACCGUGUGGACAGAGAAAUCGCUAAAGUGGAGCAGCAGAUCUUCAAGCUGAAGAAGAAGCAGCAACAACUGGAGGAGGAAGCGGCGAAGCCAGUGGAGCCAGAAAAGCCGGUGACCCCUCCCCCCAUACCACAGGAACACAACAAACACCGCAGCAUCGUCCAGAUCAUAUAUGACGAGAACAGGAAAAAAGCUGAAGAGGCCCAUAAGAUAUUUGAAGGUCUUGGUCCCAAGGUUGAACUGCCCCUUUAUAACCAGCCGUCUGAUACUAAAGUAUACCAUGACAACAUAAAGACUAAUCAAGUGAUGAGGAAGAGGCUGAUUCUGUUUUUCAAGAGAAGGAACCAUGCUCGUAAACAAAGGGAACAGAACAUCUGCCAGCGCUACGACCAGCUGAUGGAGGCGUGGGAGAAGAAGGUGGAGCGGAUGGAGAACAACCCGCGUCGCAAGGCCAAGGAUGGCCGCACCAGGGAGUACUACGAGAGACAGUUCCCCGAAAUACGCAAGCAGAGAGAGCAGCAGGAGCGCUUCCAGAGGGUUGGUCAGAGAGGAACUGGAAUGUCUGCGACCAUCGCCAGAAGCGAGCAUGAGAUUUCUGAAAUCAUCGACGGCCUUUCUGAACAGGAGAACAACGAGAAGCAGAUGAGACAGAUGUCCGUCAUCCCGCCCAUGAUGUACGACACAGAGCAGAGGCGAGUCAGGUUCAUCAACAUGAACGGCCUGAUGGACGACCCAAUGAAGGUGUACAAGGCUCGGCAGUUCAUGAAUGUGUGGACCGAACACGAGAAGGAGAUUUUCAAGGAAAAGUUUGUUCAGCACCCAAAGAAUUUUGGCCUCAUUGCUUCCUAUCUAGAGAGAAAGUGUGUCUCCGAUUGUGUCCUGUACUACUACUUGACCAAGAAGAACCAGAACUACAAGACGCUGGUGAGACGCAACUAUGGAAGACGGCGAGGGAGAAACCAGCAAAUAACACGACCGUCACAAGAAGACAAGUCAGACGACAAAAUCGAAGAGGAGAAAUCGGAGAAGUCAGAGAAAAAAGAGGACGAGCAGAAUAAGGAAGAGGAAGAGAAAGAUGAAAAGGAGGACUCCAGGGACAUCGGCAAAGACAAAGACAAGUGUGACGGUGGGGAAGACGAGGACGGAAAGGAGCAGAGCACGCCGCGCGGCAGAAAGACCGCCAACAGCCAGGGCCUGCGCAAGGGAAGGAUCACCACGCGCUCCAUGGCCAAUGAGGCUGCCUCCGUGGCGACCGAGGAGCCACUACCGCCGGCCUCCGCCCCUGAGCCUGCCCUGCCUGCAGAGUCUCCUCAGCCCCCCAAAGCUGAGCCUACUACACAGAAGGCCAUUAGAGAGCCCACCAAAACUGCACCAGGUGGAGCUCCCAUGGACCCUAACAGAGGAGCACUAGGAACUGCUGCCGCCGCGAACAUUGAAACCGGUGAGACUUCUCGCUGGACCGAGGAGGAGAUGGAGGUUGCCAAAAAAGGCCUUGUGGAGCAUGGGCGUAACUGGCCAGCCAUUGCCAAGAUGGUGGGCACCAAGAGCGAGGCUCAGUGCAAGAACUUCUACUUCAACUACAAGAGACGGCACAACCUGGACAACCUGCUCCAGCAACACAAGCAGGACACCCGGCGGGCACGGGGUGAUCGGGACCCGUCUCAGAGCGAGAGCAUGGCCUCAGCUGACGACGAUGAAAACCCAGAGGAUAGUGACGGUGGAGAGAACAGCUCAGACACAGAAAGCGCCCCGUCCCCGUCCCAGGUGGACCCCUCCAAGGCCGGAGGAGAGUCCCAGACAGGAGACAUUGCUGGAGGGUCAGAGAGCCAGCGGUCUGAUCAGGACCAGGCCAGCGAUAGAAAGGGCCAGGAUCCGUCCUACGGGGAGCUGAGGGUCAAGCUGGAGAAGAGCCCGGACGGAGAGUCCAGAGACCCUGACUCUCAGGAGGAUCAGGACAGGGAGAGGGCCCGGGCAGCCUACGAGGGCCAGGUGCACCCCAAGUGCGAGCCCCAGGAGGUGGACAUGAAGCCCGGGGGUACUGAGGUACAGGUGAAGGUGGAGCCUGACUCGGCUAAGGAGAAGGGGGACAAUGGGGAGAGAGAGGAGCAGAGAGAGGGGCACCACUCAGACAAUGACUCCAGCGCCACCUGCAGUGCAGAUGAGGAUGUGGACGCUGAGCCCGAGAGACAGAGGAUUUUCUCUAGUAUGGACAAGCCUUCGCUGCUCAGCCCUCCCGGCUCAGUGCUGAUGUCCACGGCCAAGCAGGCCCACCUCAACAUGCAGCAGCUCCAGCAGCGCACCGCUGCCAUCCCGCCCAUGGUCAGUCACUAUAGCAACCCACACUUUUCUAUGAUCAGAUAUGCCCAUUCGGAGAGGCAGGCAUACGGAGGCAGGCAACAGGGUGAAAGCAUGUCUUGUUUAGACCAACCUACCCGUCAAGUGGGUCCUUUCAGCACUGGCGGGAUGCCCAUGGGAGCCCCCCUCAGUGGCUUUGCCAUGUUCCAGCACCAGAUCAAGGCGGUGCACGAGUCGGCCCACGCGGAGGAUAAACAGAGACAGGACCAGGCCGACCCCGAGCACAGCAGACAACCUCCCAACUGCCCGCGCUUCACUACCCACAGCCCCACUGUACUGGACAGGGAGGGUAAGCCCUUCCCCUACAUGCCUUAUGAUAUGAAGAUGGCUCUGGAGCAGGAGGCCCAGUCUGGUCGGCCAGGCUCUCCCUACAGGCUCUCUCCCAGGGACAUGAGCAAGGCCUCUCCUCAGCCCAACGACCCCAACGCCUCCCGCUACAGCGUGCCUCCAGUGCUCCAGCCAGCUCCCAACCAGGUGGUCCAGAGCCUGCCUGAUGGAGUCCGCGUGACUUUCUCCAGACACAGCCGACCUGCCAACAUUCCAUCUCCUCCUCCACUCAUUCCAACCUCCAAACCCACAGACAAGCCUUCCUUUAUCCAGGGCGGCUCCAUCUCCCAGGGAACUCCUGGUACGUACCUGUCAUCCCAUGCUGUCUACGGUGGCCCAGAGGUUGCAAAGAGCUCAGUGGGCUCCAUAUCCCUGGGCCUGCCCAGGCAGCAGGACCCCACCAAACCUGUGUCCUACAUUAAGCAGGAGGAGUGUUCUCCGCGUGGCCAGUCGGAGGGCCUCCUCUCCCAGAUGCAGUAUGAGGGGGUAGUAAGAGGAGGCCCACUGGAUGGGGGUAUCAGCAGAGGCAACCCAGCCAGAGGAUCAAUCACACAGGGCACGCCAGCCCUGUCUGGGUCCAGCAUUGCGGCUGACCUGCUGAAGGGCACCAUCACCAAGCUGACCACGGAGGACCUGAACAGCCCAGAGAAGGCCCGGGAACAGCUGACCAAGGGACACGUCAUCUAUGAGGGCAAGAGUGGACACAUCCUAUCCUACGACGCCAUUAAGAACCCAAGAGAGGCCACGUGUAGCCCCAGGUCAGGCCAUGAGCUCAAACGCUCCCACGAUAUGAUGGAGGCCGCCAGAGGCCACCCCGGGAGAGAAGGAGCCCCCUUCGAGGGGUUGAUAAUCCGAGCCCUGCCCAGAGAAAGUCCCCAUGGGGAGUCUAAGGAGAGGCCCAUGAUCACUGGAUCCAUCAUGCAAGGUACACCCAGAACCUCUGCAGAGGCCUAUGAGGAGAGCAUGAAGUACGGCAAGCAGAUAAAGAGGGAGAGCCCACCCAUCCGCUCAUUUGAGGGGGGGAUAGGUAAGGGUAAACCCUACGAGGGGGUGAACACCAUUAAGGAGAUGGGUCGCUCCAUCCAUGAGAUCCCCCGUCAAGAGCAACCUGGACAGGACCCCCGCAAGACCCCCGACAUGGCUGCCAACAGCCGAGCCGCCAUGGAGGGCUCCAUAUCCCAGGGCCAUCCUCUGAGCCAGUCGGCCAUCAAGCACAACGUCAAGUCCCUGAUCACCAGUCCCAGUAGGCUGCCCCACGGCCCCACCAUGCCCCAGCUGGAGGCCAUGGAGCGGGCCAAGUACGAGGAGAGCAAGGUGGCGGCGGAGCAGCAGCAGCGGGCGCGCCACACCUCUGUGGUCAACUCGGCCACCUCCGUGCUGCGCUCCACCCACCAGGAGCAAGGCAAGUCCCAGCUCAGCCCGGGCAUGUACCAAGACGCAGAUGCCCGCAGGACCCCGGUCAACUACAGCACCAGCUCCAUGUCCAGAGGUUCGCCCAUGCUGGGCCGAGGACAGGAGGGCUCUGGGAAGCCUACGUCCCACGAUAGGAAGAGUGCCAUGACCCCCAAUCAGAGAGAGAGUGUUCCAGCCAAGUCCCCUGUGUCAGGGGGUGACCCCAACCACCCUAUGGCCUCCCACAGCCCCUUUGACCCCCACCACCGCCCCAUGGCCCCCGGAGAGCCUCGCUUCCACCUGCCUCCACACCUAGACCCUACCCUCUUCCACCGGGCCGUCCUGGACCCUGCUGCAUACAUGUUCCCAAGGCAGCCGUCCCCGACGGGCUACCACAACACCUACCAGCUGUACACCAUGGAGAACACAAGGCAGACCAUCCUCAACGAUUAUAUCACCUCACAGCAGAUGCAGGUUAUACCACGGCCCGAUGUUGCCAGGGUCCUGUCGCCACGGGAACAGCAACAGAUUGCCAUCUCUUAUCCUCCCGGAGCGCGAGGGAUUAUUGAUCUAGCCCAGAUGCCUCCAACUAUCCUGUUGCCUCACCCUGGGGGAACAGGUACUCCCACUAUGGACCGCAUCACCUACAUCCCCGGAGCUCAACCCCCUUUCCCUCCUAGGCCUUUCAACCCAGCCUCCAUAUCUCCAGUCUGUUUCUUUGUGUCCACAGGCCACCAAGCCCACCUCGCAGCUACAGCAGCGGCCUGUCAGGAGCGAGAACGAGAGAGGGAGCGCGAAAGAGAAAGGGAGCGCGAUCGGGAGCAUCGAGAGAAAGAGAGGGAAAAGGAACGAGAAAGGGAGAACAGGGAGAGGGAAAGAGAGGAGUACAGACAACGAGAGCGUGAGCGAGUGGUGGCUGCAGCGGUUGCCAAUGACUACAUGCGUGGAGGUCCAGGGCAGCCAGAUAGACCAGGAAGCCGUGGUUACCUGCGUAGCCCCUCCCCAUCUAUGAGGUCACAGGAAGCCCAGCAGCAGCGACCCAGCAUCUUCCAAGGAACCAACAGCAAGGGCGUCAUCACCCCUCUCAUGCCGUCAGCAGCAGCAGCCCAGGCAGGAGCCCGUUACAGCACUGCAGCCGACGCCCUGGCUGCCCUGGUGGACGCUGCCGCCUCCGCCCCUCAGAUGGACGUCAACAAGGGCAAGGACUCCUCCAAGCACGAUCGAGACGACGACAUGUCUUCAUCAUCAUCAUCAUCCUCUGCGGCCAGGCGGCAGCACGAGCAGCAGCAGCAGGAGGCAGACAGGCGCUCCAUGCAGUCUCCCUACAUGUCUCUGCCAGGGGGGAAACCCCACCCAGGAUACGCUGAGGGGUCUGGUGGUCCCCAGGGGGGAAAGGACAAGGGUCCCCCCACCAAGUCACGCAUCGAGGAGGAGCUGAGGACCAGAGGAAAGACCACCAUCACGGCCGCCAACUUCAUCGACGUCAUCAUCAAGCGUCAGAUCGCCUCGGACAAGGACUCACGGGAGAGAGGCUCCCAGAGCUCCGAUUCCUCCAGCAGCUUGACAUCCAGUCGGUAUGAGGUGCCCAGUGGAGGAGCCAUCGAGGUGAUCAGCCCAGCCAACUCUCCAGCCCAGGCCCAGCAGGAGAAACAGCAGCAGGAUGACAGGGAGAGGGCUGACAGGGACAGGGCCGCACAGGCAGCAACACAAGCAGCUGGCAUGCGUUCCUUUGACAUGAUCCGCUACCGCCAGUCAACGGAGUCCCAGCAGCCCCCCUCCUCCCAGGCUGACGGAGGGUACUCCCAGUCCCAGCAGGUCCCCAAGACCCACCGGGUCAUGACCCUGGCUGACCACAUCUCGCAUAUUAUCACCCAGGACUUUGCCAGGAACCAGGAUCCUCCUCAGUCCUCCACCACAUUCCAGAGCGCCCAGCUGCCAGUAUCUAGCUCGGGCCCCGGGGGCCGUGCCAAGGGCCACAGCCGCUACAGCCCAGAGAACCAGACCCAGGCCCCAUCACACCACCAGAGACCCACGCCCAGCAGAGUGUCUCCUGAGAACGCCACUGACAAGCCCAGAGCCAGACCUGGUAAAUCCCCUGAUCGGGGUGGCAGGGGGGCCGUGGAGAGUUAUGAGCCCAUCUCCCCUCCCCAGAGCUACCAGGAUAAACAACAGGAGGCCAGAGAGCAGCAGCAGCAGCAACAACCCCAGAGACGAGAGGCUGACCAGCCUGAGAUGAGGGGCGACUCUCGCUCCCCUGGCAGUGUCAGCUACCUGCCCUCCUUCUUCACCAAGCUGGAGAACACCUCCCCUAUGGUGAAAUCCAAGAAGCAGGAGAUAUUUCGUAAGUUAAACUCCUCUGGUGUCGGGGAUUCUGAUGUAGGAAAUGCACAACCAGGCACAGAGAUCUUCAACUUGCCCGCUGUGACCAGCUCAAGCAGCGUGAACCCCAGGAACCACUCCUUCAGCGAUCCGGCCAGUAACCUUGGCCUGGAGGACAUCAUCCGGAAGGCCCUGAUGGGCAACCUGGAAGAAAGGCCAGAGGAGCACCAGGGAGGGCCUCAGCCCAGCUGUAACACCCCCAGCAAUGAGGCCCGCCAGGAGGCCAACCCCUCGCCGAGCAUGGGCAAGCAGAAACUGCAGAGCAAAGCCAACAGCCGGAAGUCCAAGUCGCCCAACCCAGGUCAGGCAUACGCAGCAACCCAGGCAGCAGGAGGUGAGCGGCCCUCAUCAGUCUCCUCCGUCCACUCAGAGGGAGACUACCACCAGCAGGCCCCGGCCUGGGCCUGGGAGGACCGGCCCUCGUCCACAGGCUCUAUGCAGUUCCCCUAUAACCCCCUGACCAUGCGCAUGCUGAGCAGCACGCCCCCCACCUCCAUGGCCUCCCCCUCCAUGCAGGCCCAGCAGCCCCCACCAGGAGGCCCUCUGGGGUCCCAGCAGCAGCGUGUGUGGGAGCGGGAGCCCCUACUGUCGGAGCAGUAUGAGACCUUGUCAGACAGCGAUGACUGAGCCCUGCCACUAGAGCCCUACCUGCCCCUCAUCCCACCCCAGAGGAAGGGCAGGCCUCUCAGUACAGGCCUGCCUGCCCACCCCCUCCCCCCAAAACAAGCCUCACUCACUGGUGCUGAAUGAGUGUGGGGAGAACAGAGGGUGUGGGGGUGUCCUUUUUGGUGCAACAGCGCCCUCUGACUGCCAGCAGUAAGAAAGGCAGCGAGUGACUUCUGACAGGCUUUAAUCUUCAGGAUAGACUGACUCCCUUUAUGUUCAGAAGCUUUGGCAGACAGCCUGUCAGGACAGAGGAAGCCUGGGUGGAGGAUAUGAUGAAAGAUAAAGAACUUGUAAUGUAUAAAUAUGAAAAAACAACACAAAAUACACAUUUCUUUGGGGGGAAAUUGUUUGAUUUUUGGUAAGAUGAUUUUGUCUAUAAGAAAUCAUUGUAUGUAAAUAGUGUAACUUUCUGCCGUUUUUUUUCUUCACUUGAUUAUUCUUAUUUUAAUGUUGCUUUUAAAUGUUUGUUUUUGAAUGAAUGGGGGAGGAGCGGGGUUUAAUCUUGAAUAUCAGUCUGUCCCUCCCUGUCCAUCUCUUACCCCCCCAUCACAGUGAAGCUGAGAGACAGAGGCCCCCUAUCCACCUGACCACCAAGCACCACCAAAGCCUGAACAUUGUUGACAUAAGUGAAUGAAACAAACACACACGUUAACAUUUUAAUUGUGCGUUUGUAAUUUGAUGCCUGUCUUUGCAACACUGUGGAGAAAGAUGAUGCAUGGAUGUAACAAUAUUUCUGCUGAUCUAGAACUUAAAGAAAGCUUUUGUCAGUCACCGCACCAUUGAGAAAAACAAAACCAAUAUCUUUGGAACAAGUUGAGAACACUGAGCAAGCAGAAAGGUGAAAGAAGACUAAUAAGCUUGAUGUUGUUCCUUCUGCUCGUGACUACUUUACUUCUGGGCCCCCAUGUUGAUCUGAACUCUGUCAAUGAGCCAAUUGUGUUUGGAUUAAGCUGACCACCACCAAGGUGGGUGUACUGUAUGGCACACAGUCUGACCCGUAGCUGUCUCUCUAGGGUUUCCAACCAGUGCAGAAUGUUCUACUUAUAGUACUCUGCAACCCACGUUGUCAUGGUAACUAAAGUACGUCAGGAACCUUCGCCCAAGAUUCACCCAUGCCUUGUGGCUGGAGAAAAAGAAGGCAGCUUUAAAAUUUUCUCAGAGAAAUAUGUUGGUGUUUUUUGUUUAUUUGUUUUGUUUCCGUAGUCCCUAUCUUUUUUUUUUAUACUGUCCUGACAGUAAACUGAUCUGUGUGAUUUGUCUUUUAUGUUUUUAGACAAAAAAAAUACAAAACUAACCAAACAUAAAGAAUGGUCUGCACCAUUGUUGCACUUUUUGCUUUGUAACCUUUGACAACAAAAGCAUACUACCUGUUGUAUAACUUAUUCAAGCUCCUGCAGAGGAUUGUACUGAGAUGUGCUUUGACUUUGCCCAUAAUUAAUGGAAACCUGGAUGUUUAUGACCGAGUUCCUGUCUUUUGUAGCUGGUACAUGGCUUUGUAGUGUGACACAUGCAAUUGUUUUACUUUUGUGUAUGGUACAGUCAAGUUGUUAAGGAAGAGUUGCUUUUUUGCAGUCAUGGUGACUAUUCAAGUCCAUUGCCUCUUAAUCUAUUCUCUAUUAAUAUCCAAGAUAAAUAUCAACCGUUUUGUCAAAAGACUAGGUCAACAUUGAUAAUGACAGUAAUGUUCCAUUGCAAGACCCUUUUUCAGAUAUGUGAAAGCAUACCAUGUUUUUUGGUUCUCUCAGCUUUUGCUUCGCUUAAAUAAUCCCAAUCUGCUCUAAACCUGAUAUUUCCUUGUUUUUUUCCGUGUCAUUUUGCUUUUGAAUUGUCCUAAAGCUGAUGUUCAGAUUUUUAUUUUCUAUCUUUUCAACAUCAAUUUUAUUCAUCCUAUUUUUGAUGGGAUGUCAAGUGUUUACAACGGCAAUGAGAAAAAGGUUACGAAACUUGAAUCUUAAAAAAUACAUCGAAAUGAAGCCGGAAAAGACUAAGUGCAACUUUUCAGCUGUGUCUUUGUCCAAAAUUGCACCUUAUUCCCUAUAUAGUGCACUUCUUUUGACCAGAUCCAGUGCACUAUAUAUGGAAUAGGUUGCCAUUUCGGAGGCACCAAAUCUGUCAAACAUCGUGGUAACUUUUUUUAUCUGUUUAAAAAUUUGAGACUUGAAAACCCGUGUAUCCCAUGAUGUUGAAAUGCAAUGUUUGUAUCGCACAAUGUCUCUUAGUAGUAUAUUACAAGAGUUCAGACCAAUCAAUAAAGUGGAUCAGUUCUCCACCUCUGAAA
This is a messenger RNA of Salmo salar (Atlantic salmon), 10246 nucleotides long. NCBI's taxonomy places the organism in Eukaryota, Metazoa, Chordata, Actinopteri, Salmoniformes, Salmonidae. The record is from RefSeq and is a predicted model, not a curated record.